Acanthisitta chloris (rifleman) is the source of this 3828-nucleotide messenger RNA. Its product is annotated as 1-phosphatidylinositol 3-phosphate 5-kinase-like. Bases 1 to 3828 code for a protein of 1275 amino acids. Gene Ontology annotation, molecular function: ATP binding; metal ion binding; 1-phosphatidylinositol-3-phosphate 5-kinase activity. Gene Ontology annotation, biological process: intracellular signal transduction. The transcript has 21 exons. NCBI's taxonomy places the organism in Eukaryota, Metazoa, Chordata, Aves, Passeriformes, Acanthisittidae. The record is from RefSeq and is a predicted model, not a curated record.
AUGGCCGCAGAUGACAAACGCUCUCCAACCUUGGACUCCACCAGUGAUCUACCUCACUCUCCUAGUAGUCCUUCUCAUCUCACUCACUUCAAACCUCUGACUCCUGACCAGGAUGAGCCUCCUUUUAAAUCAGCCUACAGUUCCUUUGUAAACCUCUUCCGCUUCAGCAAAGAGAGAGCAGAGCCAGGACAGAGUGAUCCACAAGCAUUGAGUGGUGGCUGGUCCAGUCCUCAGCAUCCCACCAGGGCUCAGUCUCUGAGGUCACCAAUUCCUUACAAAAAACAACUGACUGGUGAGCUGCAAAGAAGAUCAUCUACAGCCCUGGACAAUCGAAGGAAAGUAGAACCAACUCUUGGAGGUCAUGAUCCUCGAACAGCAGUUCAGCUGAGAAGCCUCAGCACUGUUUUAAAACGCCUCAAAGAAAUCAUGGAGGGGAAGAGCCAGGACAGUGACUUGAAGCAGUACUGGAUGCCUGACAGCCAGUGCAAAGAAUGCUAUGACUGCAGUGAGAAGUUCACCACCUUCCGGCGGAGGCACCACUGUCGACUUUGUGGGCAGAUCUUCUGCAGUCGAUGCUGCAAUCAGGAAAUCCCUGGAAAAUUCAUGGGCUACACAGGGGAUCUACGAGCCUGCACUUACUGCCGUAAAAUAGCCUUAAGCUAUGCACACUCCACAGACAGUAACUCCAUUGGAGAAGACUUAAAUGCUCUGUCAGAUUCUGCGUGUUCUGUGUCUGUGCUGGAUCCUGGUGAGCCACGCACACCCGUUGGGAGCCGCAAAGCUAGCCGCAACAUCUUUCUGGAGGAGGAUCUAACCUGGCAAAGUUUGAUUCACCCAGACUCUUCAACUAGCACAUUGUCUGCAUGCCUUGGGUCUGUCCAGGAGGAUGCAGGGAAGUCACCAGCUAGAAACAGAUCAGCCAGCAUCACUAACCUGUCGCUGGAUCGCUCGGGUUCACCGAUGGUGCCUGCCUACGAGACAUCCGUCAGCCCCCAGGCCAGUCGCACACACGCCAAGGCAGAGACCAGCGAGGACGAGCGCAAAAUCCUUCUGGACUCAGUCCAGCUGAAAGAUCUGUGGAAGAAAAUCUGCCAUCACAACAGUGGGAUGGAGUUUCAAGACCAUCGCUACUGGCUACGGACACAUCCCAACUGCAUUGUGGGAAAAGAGCUGGUCAACUGGCUCAUCAGAAAUGGGCAUAUAACCACAAGGGUCCAAGCCAUUGCAAUAGGACAAGCAUUGGUUGAUGGACGUUGGCUAGAAUGUGUCAGUCAUCAUGAUCAGCUCUUCAGAGAUGAAUAUGCUCUCUACAGACCAUUACAGAGCACAGAGUUCUCAGAAACCCCAUCUCCAGACAGUGACUCUGUGAACUCUGUAGAGGGGCACUCUGAGCCAUCCUGGUUCAAAGACAUCAAGUUUGAUGACAGUGACACAGAGCAGAUUGCUGAUGAAGGAGAAGAUAACUUAGCCAACUCCGCCAGCCCUAGCAAGCGCACUUCAGUCAGCAGCUUCCAGUCCGCAAUGGACAGUGAUUCGGCCGCCUCCAUCAGCCUGAACGUGGAGCUGGACAACGUGAACUUCCAUAUCAAGAAGCACUCCAAGUACCCACAUGUGCCCCCUCACCCUGCCGACCAAAAAGAGUACUUGAAUCCCGAGAACGGCGGGCAGCAGAUGUUCUCUAUCAGUGACGCUUUUAUUAAAGAGUCAUUAUUCAACAGGAGGGUGGAAGAGAAGUCCAAAGAACUCUUUUUCACGCCCCUAGGCUGGCACCACAGCAAUCUGGAUCUGCUGAGAGAAGAGAAUGGGGAGAAACAAGCCAUGGAAAGGCUGCUGUCUGCUAAUCAUAACCACAUGAUGGCACUGCUUCAGCAGCUUCUAUACAAUGAAUCCCUGUCACUGUCCUGGAGGGAUAUCAUUGUACCUGUGGUCUGCCAGGUGGUUCAAACAGUACGCCCUGAUGUGAAGAACAGAGACGAUGACAUGGACAUCCGCCAGUUUGUCCACAUCAAAAAAAUCCCUGGUGGAAAGAAAUUUGACUCCAUGGUGGUGAAUGGAUUUGUUUGCACUAAGAAUGUUGCACACAAAAAGAUGAACUCUUGCUUAAAAAAUCCCAAAAUUCUUCUGCUGAAGUGCUCAAUUGAGUACCUCUAUCGAGAAGAAACAAAGUUUACCUGCAUAGACCCUAUAGUACUUCAGGAAAGGGAGUUCCUGAAGAACUAUGUGCAGCGGAUAGUUGAUGUCAGGCCUAACUUGGUCCUUGUUGAGAAGACUGUGUCCCGAAUUGCCCAGGACAUGCUUUUAGAGCAUGGGAUCACUCUGGUCAUCAAUGUCAAGCCGCAAGUGUUAGAUCGGGUAAGUCGAAUGACCCAGGGAGACUUAGUGGUGUCAAUGGAUCAACUCUUGACCAAACCACGUUUGGGAACAUGUCAUAAAUUUUAUAUGCAAGUUUUUCAGUUGCCUAAUGAUCAGACAAAAACCUUGAUGUUCUUUGAAGGGUGUCCCCAGCACCUGGGUUGCACUAUCAAGCUGUGUGGUGCUGCAGAGUAUGAGCUGGCUCGUGUCAAGGAGAUCCUGAUCUUCAUGGUCUGUGUGGCUUAUCAUUCCCAGCUGGAAAUCUCAUUUCUUAUGGAUGAGUUUGCCAUGCCCCCUACUCUCACCAAAAACACCUCCUUUCAUUCCCUUAUUGAGGAGCCAGGAGAUGAAGGUGACCAACAGAACCUUUUCAAUGGUGAGGAUUUCAGCACAGCAGUCAGAGACAUUGAACUGUCUUCUGAAAAGCUGCCUGUCAUCUCUGAGUCAGUGCCCUCUGAUGAGGUCAGCUCGCUUGAACCAAGAGGCUUGUUUGAGAGAGGUGACCAAGAGAACAGUCAAAUGGAAACAGUGUCCUCAAAACAGCAGGAGCACCACAAAGUGGAGUCACCAUUUGCAGUGUUCAAUUCUGUACCUCAUGCAAUACCUGAAACAUCCCUGCUGCCCCUCCAUGGCAUGGACCAGCACUUGGUCACUCUGGAUAACCAGACACUAGAGCCUCUUCAACAGACUGAUGAUUUGCAGGAGUCCAAGAGUCAGAUGAGAGUCUUCAGAGACCCUCUCCAGGAUGAUACUGGUUUAUAUGUCACAGAAGAGGUAACUUCUUCUGAGGAUCGUCUCAAGACGUACUCUGCAGCAUUUAAGCAGGAGUUGAAAGAUGUUAUUCUCUGUAUUUCUCCUGUAUUGAUGUUCCGUGAACCAUUUCUUUUGACAGAAAAAGGCAUGAGAUGCCCUGCCAGGGAAUACUUUCCUGAGCAAGUUUAUUGGUCUCCUCUCCUCAAUAAGGAAUACAGGGAGUUGGAGAGCAGAAGGAAGAGACAAUUAUUGCGGGAUCUCUCUGGACUGCAAGGGAUGAAUGGGAGUAUCCAAGCUAAGGCUAUUCAAAUCUUACCUUCUCACGAAUUGGUUAAUACUAGAAUAGCAGAACAUCUAAGUGACAGCCAGAGCUUAGCCAGAAUGCUGGCUGACUAUCGGGCCAGAGGAGGGAGGAUACUACAGAAAAGCACAGAUCCCUUUGCCCAAAUUAAGGAUGUGUCUAGUGUCCCUACUGCAAAACCUGGGUGCAGAAUUGAAGAGGAUGAGAAGGGACUGGCUCAGAGUGAAUCCUCGUGGUCUCAUAAGGUGGAUUGCUUGAGUCCAGUAAACCAUCAGAGGCUCUGUGUUCUCUUCAGUAGCUCUUCCUCUCAGUCCAGCAAUGCUCCAAGUGCCUGUGUUAGCCCCUGGAUUGUGACCAUGGAGUUCUAUGGGAAAAAUGACCUGACUCUAGGGAUUUUUCUGGAGCGCUACUGUUUCAGGUGA